CACGCCUACUGUUUAUUUGUUUCCUUCUUCUAUUACGAACCAUGAAGUCUAAGCGCGUACCCAUCGAUGAAUUUGAUCAAACCUUGAAGGAGACAGUUGCUGAAAAUGAUGAAGUUUUUGUCUUAUUCUUUGGCACUGAAGAUCCCGACAAGAAUGAUGAGUCAUGGUGUCCAGAUUGUGUUAUUGCUGAUCCCCUCGUUCGUAAAUGGGUUGGCAAGGUUCCUAACUCUGUGCUCCUUGAGGCUCCCGUUGGAACUCGCUCCGAAUGGAAGCUUAAUUCAACCCAUAUUUACAGAAUAAACCCAAACAUUUCUCUGAGAGCUAUACCUACACUCAUUCGUUGGACGAAGAAUGGUCCUGAUGGUAGACUUGUCGAAGAAGAAUGUGCCGAUCAGGCAAAGUUAGAGGCGUUUAUCAGUACAAAAGCUUAAAGGUUUACAGUUUAUUGUUAUCGUACCUUUUUGCAUACGAACUUGCAUG
Messenger RNA from Umbelopsis ramanniana AG, 480 nucleotides. RefSeq lists its product as uncharacterized. NCBI's taxonomy places the organism in Eukaryota, Fungi, Mucoromycota, Umbelopsidomycetes, Umbelopsidales, Umbelopsidaceae. Gene Ontology annotation, cellular component: cytosol. The coding region runs from base 42 to 431 and encodes 129 amino acids. The record is from RefSeq and is a predicted model, not a curated record. The transcript is spliced from 4 exons. Gene Ontology annotation, molecular function: protein-disulfide reductase [NAD(P)H] activity.